Molecule: messenger RNA, 447 nt
Organism: Aspergillus chevalieri
Lineage: Eukaryota; Fungi; Ascomycota; Eurotiomycetes; Eurotiales; Aspergillaceae
Exons: 2
Coding region: 1-447 (148 amino acids)
Molecular function (GO): hydrolase activity
Source: RefSeq, a predicted model, not a curated record
AUGACCAAUCCAUGGACCAAGCCCUGGCUGCCCCGAACACCAGCACCGGGCAUCGCCUUCUAUAAUGCCAACUUGACUGAUGUCGAAGCCGGAUUAAUCGACUGCCAUGUGCAUCUGACGACGACACCCAGCAGUUUCUCUUUGAAAGACCUGUACGCAAUAAAUCCCAACACUGUUGCUCAUCGCACCGCCUAUGUGGCGCGGGAGAUGCUGCUGCGAGGCUUCACAACGGUUCGCGAUACCGGCGGCGCUGACGCAGCACUACGUGACGCCAUUUCAGAAAGCUUGAUUGUUGGGCCCAGACUGUUUGUGGCUGGCAAGGCAUUGUCCCAGACCGGAAAACAUGGGGACUUUCGGGCCAGUGACCAAGGAGAUGAGCCCAUGUGUUGUGGCCGGCACUCACCCGCCCUAGCCCGCAUCUGCAACGGGAAUCCCGAAAUGUCUUGA